CUUGCUUGUCUUGUUUUUAGGCAGGUUGUCAGGGGCAGCACAACAGCCAGUUAGCAAACACUGGAUUAAGGGACCUGAGGUAAUGAUGACACAUUUAUUUAUCAAAGUACACGACUGCCUGCUUACCUGCUUUUUCGCUCGGGGCUGCCCCGUUUCUUUGGGUAAAAGCAGCGGUGACAACAGCGUCGAUUUUUUAUAUCGAAACAGCCAGAUGAGGAGGAUUGCCCUGUAGCUAACGUUAGCUAGGUUUGCCAACGUUAUCAGGCAGACGUAAAAAGUGAAAAGACAUUGACAGUAACGUUACUAAGUCAAUAGAUAUAUCUAGCUCUCCAUUGCAGUUGUUUUGCGAUCGCCUGGUGCGAAAAUGGAAGACUCUUUGAAAGAUUUAAUGAAGCAGGAUGAAUACGACGACGGGGAUAAACCAUUACUAUCGCCCCGCAAUCCGCCUCUGCGCUCCACUCGACUGCAAGUCCAGAGAAGUAGUAUCUGCUCUCGCGCAUAUUUCGUUGUGGUUAUGGUCUUCUUCCAUGUAUAUAUCCUGAAUGUGAUCGGCCUGCUGCUCUACGUGCACUACAACAACGGCCCUGGGGAUCUUGUCAGCGGAGACGAGGCCUCCUCCGCAUCAGUCAGCGAGAGUGGGACCCCUCUGCCCCAUCCUGACCCAGCUUCAAGAGAGCUGCAUGUGGAAGACUACAGUCAGAGUUUCAGUCUUCCUCGCAUUGAGGGGAUACGGGUGGGUCAUGUUCAGCAGGUGUCCCUCUCGCCAGACAGAACGCACCAGAUGAAGACGAUCAGCCUGAAACCUCUGCUGUUUGAGAUCCCUGGAUUCCUGUCAGAGGAGGAGUGCCGCGUGGUGGUGCAGCUGGCUCAGCUCAAGGGUCUGAUGGAGAGCCAGGCGACAGCCCCUGGCCAGGGACAAGAGGGGUCAAACCAGCCACUACUUUCGCUCAGCACAGAGGAGGUCUUCAGCCUGUUGGACCUAAACCAGGAUGGGCUGCUGCAGAAGCAGGAGAUUGUGAGUCACUCACGCUCUCGAGAUGGAACUUGGUUGAACCCAGACAACUUGCGGCAUAUACUCACUGGUCUGGAAGCCUGCCCAACAGGGACGCUGACCUUGGAUGACUUCAGGCAUGUUUAUGAUGUGUCCCAGCGCCCAGAACAACAGCAAAGCAGGAAGCUCCGGACUCAGUUCAAACAGAGAAGCAAACAUACAUGGCUUUACCAAGACCCGGGAUCCCACUAUGUGCUGCAAACACUCAGGAACAGAGUAACCAGUCUGACGCGUCUGCCUUCUUCAUUGGUUGAGCUGAGCGAGCCGCUUCAGGUGAUUCGCUAUGAGCAUGGAGAUUUCAGCAAUGCCCACUAUGAUAGCAGCCCUUCUCAUUCAGAGACCACCUGCGCACACACACGACUUGCAGGAAACGCAUCUGCUCUGACAGAGGUCCCUUGCAGGUAUCUCACCAUGUUAUUCUACCUCAGCUCUGUAGAGGAAGGUGGUGAGACCACCUUUCCUGUGGCAGACAACCGUACCUAUGAAGAGCAGGCACUGAUUCAGGAUGGAGUUGAUUUGACAGACACCCAGGAGACAUGUGGCAGAGGGAACCUGAGAAUGAAACCUUCUGCUGGGACAGCUCUCCUCUGGUACAACCAUCUCUCUGAUGGUAGAGGUUGGAUGGGCGAGCUAGACGAGUAUUCCCUGCACGGCGACUGCCCAGUCAGGCGUGGGGUGAAGUGGGUGGCCAACAGCUGGGUAAAUGUGGACCCAAACCACCAGCAGCAGGCCCGCUACCAGAGACUAGUUGCACAAAGGCAUCAUGCUAAGUCGGGCAUGGAGGAGCAUUACCAACCUCUCCCACACAGUGAACUCCACCAGGAUCUAUAGCCGGGCCUUUUUAAUGACAUGACAAAGCCACUGUAAUUUUGAAACUGAGUCGCUUUUGCAUCUAUGAAGCCAGUGAGGCCUGGCAGACUUUUCCACAAUACCAGAGGCUGUAGUCGAAAUGAAAAUUGCACAAAAAGCAUGCCAGAUAUUGCAUAUUCACAUUGACUUAAUACAUAAGUCAGUUUCAUUAUGAAAGUCGGGUGGGUUUUUAUAUAGAAUUGUGGUGGGCAGAUGCAUUGAUCUUCUCUCAGUUAAUUUAUAAGACAAAUACUAAAUUCAAUUAUAAAUUAAACAGUGAUUUCAUUUUCUAUUUAAUCGCACCAUAAAAGAAGAUAUUACAUGCGGUCCUGCCUUCGAUUUAGGUUAACUAAGCGUCUGUCCCUGUUGCAGGUCAUUGUUAUUAUAUUGCUGAAGAAUGACAGCCUUUUGUUACAAGCCAUGUCACAAUAUUCAUCUGUGAAUGUGUUCCUGAGGGAUGUUUUUGUGAGACCAUGUAUGUCUGUUCUGUCCUUAUUUUAUAGUUUUGUUUCCAGAGUUUAUCAUGACAUGUUAUUUAAGAAGAACAAUCACUGCAAAUGCAGGACUGAACAAAAUGAUGGCUUGUCACACUGGCUGUGAGAGGCCAGUCCUUCAGGUGUAAUUCAAUGAUAAACUCUUUUGUCAGUAUUUUAUUUUAUUUUUUUUUUUUGGUGAAAUUUUGAACUUUGAAACCUCAUAGCUCCACACAAAAUAUUUAAUUGUCCGGGAGUAUUUAUUUGAGCGUUAUUUAUUACCACCAUUUGGUGAUUCAAGUUAAAGGAAUAAAUAUUUAUUACUGCUUGGUGUUGCACUGAAUAUGUAGAUGUAUUUUAUUGUAUUUAUUCCAUGUAAUGAAAUAUAUAUAUAUAUAUAUAUAUAAAGCAAUGUUUUAUGAGUGGUGUUGCGAUUGUGAUCAUUCAUGCAAACCUGUUGAUGUAGACCGAGUCCACUAGAUGUCGCCCAACAUCAAAUACAGCACUACAAUUUCUGUGUUAAAUAUGAGCUGGCACAGAAAUGGUUUUGCUGCACUAGUGUCCUGUCUGCGCCAGUUCCUAUGUUUUCCACUCUGUGUCAAAACGUGUAAAUGAUAUGUUGGCGGCUCAUCCUUUCUUGUGUCCAGUCAUUAAUAAUGUGUGCAAUUAAAAAUCCCCAUUUGAUUAUGGCACCUA
Molecule: messenger RNA, 3069 nt
Organism: Micropterus salmoides (largemouth bass)
Lineage: Eukaryota; Metazoa; Chordata; Actinopteri; Centrarchiformes; Centrarchidae
Product: transmembrane prolyl 4-hydroxylase-like
Exons: 9
Coding region: 365-1882 (505 amino acids)
Biological process (GO): peptidyl-proline hydroxylation to 4-hydroxy-L-proline
Cellular component (GO): endoplasmic reticulum
Molecular function (GO): procollagen-proline 4-dioxygenase activity; L-ascorbic acid binding; iron ion binding
Source: RefSeq, a predicted model, not a curated record